AUGGACUGCUUUAAUGCCUAUGAGCAAAAUUAUUGCUGGUCUAUGCAGGCAGCGGCAAGCAGUUAUGAGCCCUGCUUACCAGUCACAGAGAAAUCAAAUCCGAUCACCAGAGACAUUGAUAGAGCAAAUCCCAAAGAAAUAGUACAAAUGCUGCAAAAAUGUGACGCAGAAAUCUUUGAAAGAACAUCAUAUGGAAAUCCCAUGUGUCAGACACUGAACAGCUUAUCUGUGGUUCAGACAUUAGUGGACGUGUCCAAGAGGGUUGAAGUGAGUCUUAAGGAUCCAGAAGACAGUCUGAUUGUCCUGAGUGGCUGAGGGACUUCGAGUCGUGUUGCAUUUCUGUUGGCGACUUCUCUUAAUAGGUUACUAGCUUCUCAAAAUCACAAGCCAAUCUAUUCAUACAUCAUUGCUGGAGGUGACAAAGUCCUGUUGACGUCACAGGAAACUCCAGAGGAUGACUCUUUGUUGGGAGCUCUCUCACUCGACAAGGCGUGUGUUGGAAAGAAGCACGUCCUCUUCAUUGGAAUAUCCUGUGGAUUGUCUGCACCAUUUGUUGCUGGACAACUUGACUUUUGUCUGAGGAAUCUGGAGAUCUUUACUCCAGUGCUGAUUGGAUUUAAUCCUAUUGACAUGGCAAGGACUGAACCCAUACAGAACUGUUCAUUUCACUUCAAGGAUGUUGCAGAGAGAAUGAAUGAAAUGCAGAAACAGCAAAAGGCCUAUGUGCUCAAUCCUGCAGUAGGGCCAGAAGCAAUCAGUGGCUCUUCAAGAAUGAAAGGAGGAAGUGCCACGAAAAUAAUACUGGAAACUCUCCUUUUGGCAAGCCACCAAGCUGCUUACAAUAAGCAAGCAGUAACUCAUAAUGGUAUACUGCACUCGCUCAAUAUGUUCGAGAAAGUUCAUCAAAUCACUUACUCACAGACUUCGGAACUGGCAGCUCUGGUUCAAAAAGCAGCAAAUAGCCUCAGAAGAAAAGGACAUGUGUAUUAUCUUGGAUGGAAGACUCUCGGCAUUAUCGGGAUUAUUGAUGCUAGUGAAUGCAUUCCAACAUUUGGAGCAGGCUUUGAAGAUAUCAGAGGCUUUGUCAGCAAUGGCUUCAGUGAAAUGAACAACAAAGAGGGAGAUCUGUCAUCUCUAGGACCACAUUUCAUUAUUGGCCAUAAGGAUUUUGUGGACAGCUUUUUACCCAAUCUGAAUGAGAGUGACACAGUGAUAUUUCUCUAUAGUGAGAAUGAUGACCUGAAUGAGGUUUCAGCACUGGCCAAGAGUGUGAGACAACACACAUCUAACCUUCAUGCAAUUACCCAUGAGCUUAAGGGACUCAGUGAUCCUGAAAGAAUGAGGAGCCUGUUUAUGACAGUCCUCACAUAUAAAUGGCCCUCAUCAUUGUAUAUGCACCAACCUGACUUAAUGAAACAGUGCUUGGAGCUUUCCACUAAAUGGUGCCUCAAUGCGAUUAGCACAGGGGCUCAUGUCCUGAUUGGAAAAGUGUACAUGAAUUACAUGGUAGACCUCCGAGUAACUAACAGCAAACUCUACAGAAGAGCCAUUCACAUAUUACAGAGGUUCACAGGCAGCACCCAGUCACAGUGUGAGACAGCUCUGCUAAGAGCUCUCUAUGACGUAGAAGAGCUGAGUGAUGAGAUGAGCUCAACUGAUGUCACACAACACACACUGGUGGCCAACAAAAGGGGCAGUGUUGUUCCCAUUGCAUUGGUGAUGCGACAGUCUAGUCGCACCAUCACUGAGACCAAGUCCUACUUAGAUGCUUAUUCUGUUAUUCGGGAUGCAGUGGCUGCCUGCCAGAGGUUGCUUUAAUAGAGAAGCACUUAAGACUGCAGCAACUUGCUUCUCGAUUCCCAACUGCUUCCUAAAAGGAUUUACUCAUAUUUUGACUUUGUUAAUUGCAUUUAUGUUAUUUGGAGAAAUUAAAAUGGAGUCCAAUGCUAAAAAGAAAAUUACAUCCAUCGAAAACCUACUCUUAUCGACUUAUUAUUAUAUUUUGUAUAAAGUAAGAUGAAUGCUAUCCUGAUUGUUUUCUUUUCCAGUAAUGUAUAAAACAUGUGGCAUCAAUCAACAAUCCUUUUACCAUUCAUUUCCUGAUAUUGAUUUGUCUGUACUACAUAGACCAUCUCUUUGCCUCUUUCCACAAAAUAUGUUGGCUGGAUCUAGCAUUGUGACCUUCACUAUAAAAAUCAAUAAAGUCACAAUUGCAAAGACCAAAAAAAAGAAGGAGAAAAAUAAUGGUGCCAUUUGUCUUAUCAUGAUCUGUAUGUUAUAUAAUUAAUCGAUUAAUUUAAAACCAAUUAAAUCGAAUUGUCAAUG
Molecule: messenger RNA, 2325 nt
Organism: Hemibagrus wyckioides
Lineage: Eukaryota; Metazoa; Chordata; Actinopteri; Siluriformes; Bagridae
Gene: gckr
Product: glucokinase (hexokinase 4) regulator
Exons: 19
Biological process (GO): glucose homeostasis; carbohydrate derivative metabolic process; response to fructose
Cellular component (GO): cytosol; mitochondrion; nucleoplasm
Molecular function (GO): enzyme binding; enzyme inhibitor activity; fructose-6-phosphate binding
Source: RefSeq, a predicted model, not a curated record